GGCUUGACUCAACUUGUCAAAAUGGCGUUGUUGGUAGUAGGAGACUUGAGUUAGUUCAUGUUAUACACUGCCAUUUAUUCAGUUAUUGGGCAACAUACGCAACAUUAGCCACGAAAGUAUGGCGACCCUGGAUCAGAAAUCACCCAAUGUGCUUCUCCAGAGCCUCUGCUGCAGAAUAACGGGGAAAAGCGAAGCUGAAGUUGCCCACCAGUUCCAGUAUGCAGUGCGAGUCAUUGGCAGUAACUACGCCCCCACUAUUGAACGGGAUGAGUUCCUGGUGUCAGAGAAGAUCAAGAAAGAAUUGCUGAAGCAGAGGAGAGAAGCAGACGCUGCUCUGUUCUCAGAGCUGCAUAGAAAACUUCAGACGCAGAGUGUUCUGAAGCAUCGCUGGUCUGUUCUCUACUUGCUGCUCAGCCUCUCUGAAGACCCCCGCAAACCCUCCAGCAGAGUUGGAAAUUAUGGAGCACUCUUUGCCCAGGCCCUCCCCAGGGACGCCCACUCCACCCCGUUUUACUGCACCCGGCCCCAGAGCUUGGCCCUGGGCUACGGGGAGAGGAGCGCCGGUCUAUCAGCCAGUGUGGGGACCAGCGGCAUCUCCAGUCUGGGAGUGUACACACUGAACGGGCCCACGGCGACGCCGCAGUCACUGUUGGCUGGUCAACCAUCUCAGUCUGCAGCAGGAAGCAGCCAGACUCUGGGCUCUCGGCUGGCCUGGGCUCUUCCUGUAAGCUGCUCCCCUUCCUCCGCCCUGGCCCCGCUCGCCAUUCGACCGCCCCUCGGACCUCCAGUUCCCUCCUCCAGAGUGGUCCGUCCUCGCCAAGACGGGGAGGUGAGCGAGGCGACGCUGGUGCGAGACAUCCUCUACGUCUUCCAGGGAAUCGAUGGCAAGUUCAUCAAGAUGAGCGCCCAGGAUAACUGCUACAAAAUAGACGGCAAGGUGGUGCUGUGCAAGUCUCUAAGAGACACUAGCAGCCGGCUUUCUGAGCUCGGCUGGCUCCACAACAAAGUCAGGAAGUACACCGACGCCAGGAGCCUGGACCGGGCCUUCGGACUGGUCGGACAGAGUUUCUGUGCCUCGCUCCACCAGGAGCUGAAGGAGUACUACAGGCUACUGUCUGUCCUCCACUCCCAGUUGCAGGUAGAGGAUGAGCAGGGUGUACUUGUGUGCACAGAGAGCAGUCUGACUCUCAGGAGGCUCCUGGUCUGGAUGUACGACCCCAAAAUCCGACUUAAAACGCUGGCCGCCCUCGUCGACUUCUGCCAAGGUCGUAAAGGAGGCGAGCUGGCCUCAGCUGUCCAUUCUUACGGGAAAACAGGAGACCCACAGAUGAGAGCGCUGGUUCAACACAUCCUCAGCCUGGUGUCCAACCCCAUCCUCAGCUUCCUGUAUAGGUGGAUCUAUGACGGAGAGCUGGAAGAUACCUACCACGAGUUCUUUGUAGCAUCAGAUCCCAACGUGAAGACAGAUCGUCUGUGGCACGACAAGUACUCCCUCAGGAAGUCGAUGAUCCCCACAUUCAUCACCAUGGACCAGGCCCGCAAGGUUCUGCUGAUCGGUAAAUCCAUCAACUUCCUGCAUCAGGUUUGUCACGACCGAACACCGCCGGGCCAAAUCACGGCAGCAUCCAACUCUGCAGACACACCCAGAGAUGCUGCAGAGCUUCUGUCAGACCUGGACGGGGCGUUUCAGGAGAAGAUCGACGCCGCCUACUUUGACACCAGCAAAUACCUGCUGGACGUUCUCAACCGCAACUACCUGCUGCUGGAGCAUCUGCAGGCCAUGAGGAGAUACCUGCUGCUGGGCCAGGGAGACUUCAUCAGGCACCUCAUGGACCUGCUCAAACCGGAGCUGGUGCGUCCCGCCACCACUUUGUAUCAACACAACCUGACUGGUAUCUUAGAGACGGCAGUCAGAGCCACAAACGCCCAGUAUGACAAUGCAGAGAUCCUCAAGAGGCUGGAUGUACGCCUGCUAGAGGUGUCUCCUGGUGAUACGGGCUGGGAUGUUUUCAGUUUGGACUACCACGUCGACGGACCCAUUGCUACGGUGUUCACAAGGGAGUGUAUGGGCCACUACCUGCGUGUGUUUAAUUUCCUGUGGAGGGCCAAGAGGAUGGAGUACACACUGACUGACAUCUGGAAGGGACAGAUGUGUAAUGCCAAGUUGCUCAAAACCAUGCCUGAGUUGUCCGGCGUGCUUCAUCAAUGUCACAUCCUGGCCUCCGAGAUGGUCCACUUCAUCCACCAAAUGCAGUACUACAUCACCUUCGAGGUCCUGGAGUGCUCCUGGGACGAGCUGUGGAACAGAGUGCAGCAGGCUCAGGACCUCGACCACAUCAUCGCAGCACACGACCUCUUCCUUGACAGCGUCAUCUCAAGAUGCCUGCUGGACAACAGCAGCAGGAAUCUUUUAAACCAGCUGAGGGCCAUUUUUGACCAGAUCAUCGAGUUUCAGAGCGCCCAGGACUCGCUCUACCGCUCGGCACUGGAGGAACUCACCCUCCGGCUGCAGUUUGAAGACAAGAAGCAACAGAGAGAGGAGGAGGGUCAGUGGGGAGUGACGGCCGAACAGGAAGCAGAGGAGAAGAAGAGGAUUCAGGAGUUCCAGGAAACCAUACCAAAGAUGCGCUCCCAGCUCCGCAUCCUCACCCACUUCUACCAGAACAUCGUCCAGCAGUUUCUGGUGUUGCUGAUGACCAGUACGGAUGAGAGUCUACGUUUCCUCAGCUUCAGACUGGACUUCAACGAGCACUACAAGGCCAGAGAGCCGAGGCUGCGAGCCUCACUGGGCACCAAUUGGGGACGACGAUCGUCAAAUAUGUGACAUGACGACGAUGAAAUGGACGAGCUCGGCUCCCAGUCAUUGGAGCAUUGGGGUAUAACAUCACAGUUGUGACAUCACAGAGACGGCCAGCAGACUUAAAGCACUUACAUGUUUUGAUGAUGUCAUGCCUUGGGAGGAGCGAUCCAGCGCUGUUCUGGAGGUCGCCAAGCGAUGACAUCACAGCAGACGGCUCCGGCGAAGUCGGCUGCGUGGAGUCGCGAAGGAAUAAAGUCCAGUUAGUCAAACUUUCGCAGCUCGUCGUGACAUGAGGAGUAAACACCGUAAGACAGACUCGAAAAUUCAGCAAGAAUUCUGCAGAGCUUGAGGUCAAUUUGGGAAAACGCCGCGAGAGGAGGGAAAGAAAAGCAGCUGUCAGACUGAGCUCCCCGAGUCGCACAGGGCCACCUCACAUGGCAUGCCUUAUUAUUAAUGGGAAGAAACCUUUUCUCUCAGCGUGGUUGCCAAAUCUAGUCCCAACACACAUAAUGUAUGUACAUAGAGUUUAUGCAAAAAUGUAUACGUAUGUGUAUAUUUGCAUCUUUACACGUCACCUGUGGCUUUGCAUCUUGUCACUAGGGUUCAACCGAUAUGGGUCUGAUAUUGAUAUUUUUUCAAUUUUGUAUUUGUAGCAGUUAUUAAAAUGAUUUAAAUUUGAGCAUUUUCAGAACAAUUGUUCCAUAAAACGCAGUGUUUCCGCGGGGGAUUGGUAAGGUGGAAACAAACAGUACAGACAGAAUAUUUAUGGUCAGUAUUGGGACACCAGUAUAUCGGUCUAACCCUAGUUCUCCUUAAAAUUCAGGUUUUCUUAGUGUGUCAGGUCAGCUGUCCAAUCACAAUCAUACAGAGGAUGUUAAACUACACAUCACACACACACACUGAUAAUUCUGCUUCCACUGACAUGAAGACAAACGUGGCUCAUACAGACAAAAAGCCCUUUUGUUGCCGACUUUGUUUACACCUUAUAUUAACAUCUGAUGUUAUUUGUUGAUUUUUAUAGAUUAGAGAUUACAUUUGUGAGGCGUAGGAAACAGAAAUCUGCUUUACCUCGACUGAAAACUUGACAAAGGAUGUUAUUAAGAGAUUAGAUUGUACUUACUUGUGGUUUCCCUGCUUAGUUUGCAGUUUGUAGUCUGUAUGAGCCAUGGAUCAUGUCAAAGCAACAAUCCUCACAACAACCACAACAACCUCACUCUUCUCAUUGCAUAAACAGGAACUAUAAGUGUUCAGAUGUCUCUUGAAAAUAAUGUAAAUAUUUCUAAAUGAAAGUCCAUAUUUAAAGAAUUGAAUGGGUAUAAAUGUGUAAACUUGGGCUGUUUAUUUUCUGAAAAGUUGCUGGUGGUGUUGAGAAGUGAGGUUUUCUCCACGUGCAUAUUGAGAUGAAGAUGCUGACAGUAUCCAGGGGGGGGGGGGGGAUUGGUUCAGUAUCGUAGCACUGUCGCAGUUUAUUUGCUCCAUACUUUUUAUUAUUUGGACAUAACUGUUUGCUGGGAGUACACAGCCGAUUGAAGAGUGAACAGCAUUCGAAUCAUCCACUUAUACAAUCAUUUCCAUAUGAACAGCUGUGAGCAAUGAUCUCACCUUGUAGGAGCUCUGAUCCUGCGUCAGGGAGGACAUGUUUCUAUAAGCAAAAGAAAAUGACACGUGCAUUUAAGGAUAUGGUUAAUGUAGUAUUAUAGAUUGCAUCAAAAUCUAAAUGAUUUGCUUUUCACGUAUUUGUUCAAAUUGAGUUUCUUCUGUGAAAUAUUUAUUAUUUAUUCUGCAGAACAAACUCAGUUUUUGGAAAUUCUUUGAAUCUACAAAACACUGUUUUCAGCAGCAGAUGUUGCAACAUCAGCCCUGCAGUCACUGCACAGAU
Molecule: messenger RNA, 4679 nt
Organism: Cottoperca gobio
Lineage: Eukaryota; Metazoa; Chordata; Actinopteri; Perciformes; Bovichtidae
Gene: tubgcp3
Product: tubulin gamma complex component 3
Exons: 23
Coding region: 119-2824 (901 amino acids)
Biological process (GO): meiotic cell cycle; mitotic cell cycle; microtubule nucleation
Cellular component (GO): spindle pole; gamma-tubulin complex; microtubule organizing center
Molecular function (GO): gamma-tubulin binding; microtubule minus-end binding
Source: RefSeq, a predicted model, not a curated record